GCUGUGGAACACAGUGGGUCGGGAGGGCUGGGACCCUGGGAGCACUCCAUGUCAGCACUCCCUCAUUUGUACCUCCCUGGACUGGGAGCUCAAUGCUGACCUUACACCAGCCUUGACCUCAUUUCCAUUCAUCUGUUGGACAUGCCAUGAGUCGGGGAAGAGCCACAUAACAGGGAAAUUCAGUACAGAAUGUUGGGGAUAAGCUCCAAGAACACCCUCCUUUUGGGGGACAAGACAGUAAAGGUUAGACCAUCACCCCAUACCAAGUAUCUGGGUACUUGGAAAUAUUCCACUGGGUGGCUCUAGCUUGUGUCUGGAAGUAAAAGGCAAGUAGGCAGUCCACUUAGCUCAGCCCUGUGAACUGAGGAUCAGAGUAAGCAACCUUCUGGACGCCAGGGGCAACCACCACUGUCUUUUUCCCUUUGACUCCUGCCUCAGGCUUCGGGCAUAUUUAAUUGGCCACUAGAGAGGCCCUGGCUAAGAUUCAGGUCCCAGCUUCUAGCAGCCUCCCAGUAGGCUGACUUGUCGGUGAACCCCAAGCUUGUACUAACUAGGGCGUUAUAGGUCUUAAACACCUCCAUCCCCCACCCCUGUGCAACCUGUUCCGUGCUUAGAUGGCUUCUGGUCUGAGGAACCCUUUAUAUUCUGUGUUGUGAGGCCCAUGGGCACCAGGCCAAGGCUGUUGGAGGCCAGCUGCACAGCUUCAAAAAUAGGAGGGGAGCAUACAGCAGCCCAGUGGAUCCUCAGACUCUGGUCCCUAAGGAUGCAAGAAAACAGCCAGGCCUGGAGGAGGAUUCUGUGUGAACUGAAUUGUGAAUUGGGUCCAGCAGCUAAAGCGUCCGUGCCUGCGUCAGGAAGCACAGACUGGCAGCGCCCAGGGUAACAGCCUGGAAUCUCUUAAAAAGUCCCAACUAACCCACCCCAGGGCCCACUACGUCUUUAUAUGCCAAGAGCCAACCAGGACCUUGGUCCCGCCUCCAGAAAGCCAACAAAGCACCAGAGCCGCACCACUUCCGUCUAGGGCCGGAAAUGUCUAGGAAACUGGUGGACGCUCACAGUGCGUAGUGACGCACUUCCUCCUUGUGUCGGACCCGGUCCUGGUGGCUUCCGACAGACGACGCUGCAGGCCUCAACCCUUUGCCAUCGGCCGUUAGCCCUGGAGUAUUGUGGGAAUCAUGGCUCCGCCUUUUACCCUUUCGUCAUUUCUGGGUGGAUUUCCGUGUGCACUCCGAUCUUCGGGAUAGCACACGUGUUAAGGUUAUUAGUCCCGGCAGGCAUUAGGCAGUGACCCAUUGCCUUCUGGGAGUUGUAGUUUCUCGAGCGCUGAAGCCCCGAUAUUCUGAUAGCCCGAGACUCGGUUUCCCAGGAACCCAAGGGAGCUUGAACAGGCCGGAGUCCCGGGGAACUGGCGGGACGCUGCGGCAAAGGCGGCAGAGUAUUGAAGAGUGUAUGGACGCUGGAACGCUCCACAUCUGUGCGCGCUAGGAUACCCUUUAGCCACCCAGCUUCGCGAGACCUCACGUCUGGCUGAGUAGAGGCGCCUGGCUCACAGUAGAGGUGGGACGGGUAUCAGGUCGUAUGGCGGAGACAGAGGCUGGCUUGGAGGCUGAGGAACCCACGGAGGAUGACACCCUGCCUUCUGACACCGUCUCCCUCAGCGACUCAGACUCGGACCUCAGCUUACCUAGUGGUGUGGAGGUCCAAGUGUUGUCCCCAGAGAGACUUUCCGGGGAGGGCCAGGAGGACUCCGACCCUGAUGACCCUCCCUCGCCCCCCACGGGCAUCCCCACCACUGCAGUGCAGCCGUUCCACCUCCGAGGCAUGAGUUCCACCUUCUCCCAGCGCAGCCACAGCAUCUUUGAUUGUCUGGAGAGUGCAGCCCGGCAGGCACCAUGCUCUGCUCCCCAAACCAGUGUGAGUGACAAUGACAGCUUCAAGCGACCUGUGGCUCCCCCAAGUCAGACCCCAGCAAGGAGCCUGAGCAGAGUGCAUGGAAGCACUUGCACGACCAGGGUACUCCCUGUCCCUGAUUAUGUUUCACACCCUGAGCGUUGGACCAAAUACAGUCUGGAAGAUGUGUCUGAAGCCAGUGAGCAGAGCAAUCGUGAUGCUGCCCUGGCCUUCCUGAGCUCCCGAAACCAGGCAUCCCCCACAGACUAUGUGCCCUCUUUCAACCAGGACCCCUCUAGCUGUGGGGAGGGAAGAGUGGUCUUCACCAAACCAGUUCGGGGCAGUGAGGCUAGGACUGAGAGGAAGAGAGUCCUAAAGAAGGGGGUUGUGUCAGGUGCUGGGAUUGAGGCCUCUGUGGAGCUAGCCCAUCUUGAUGGACCAGAGGCUGAGGAAUGGAGUGGCCACCAGGUACAGGCAGAGGUGGUGGUACCUUCAGAAGCUGCCCAUCCUGAGUCCUCAUCAGGCCCCAUAGGUAUGAAGGCUGUUGGUUUUCAUGGCAGCAAGAAGCGGAGCAGAGACCACUUUCGGAACAGGGACAGUAACCCAGAGGAGACAGGGUCUGAGAGAGGACCCUCAGUUUGACUGCAGUGCCAUCAUUUCACCCCAUCACCUGCCCAGUCUAGGUGGGAAGGUGUGGGCUGUCUGUAGUAGGGGUAUGUGUGCAGCAGCUCCAGCCGAGACUGUGGGAAUUGUGGGUCAGGGGACCUUGAAGACCUUUGUGCCCCAGUGUUUUGGGGGUUAAUAAUAAAGGUUUUGAAUAUUUCUUGGA
Molecule: messenger RNA, 2719 nt
Organism: Arvicanthis niloticus (Nile rat)
Lineage: Eukaryota; Metazoa; Chordata; Mammalia; Rodentia; Muridae
Gene: Tssc4
Product: tumor suppressing subtransferable candidate 4
Source: RefSeq, a predicted model, not a curated record